AUUUGUGGCGGGAAAACACGUGGUGCUUCUUGAUUGGAUCAGUGUCUCGGGUAGUGGAACGGUCCUUCGAUCUGAACCCUUGAUCGUGAAGCAUUUCGACGGUGGAGAUGAGGCAGCGGUUACAAAAAUUUUACUAUAAAUAGUAGUGACAGUGCAGUCAUUUUCACUUACCUUUUUCUUCUGUAAAUCUGACCGUCCGUUUGCAGUUAAAUUCUCUUCAGGUAAAUAAAUGGCAACAGUAUCUUCCUUUACUUGGUCGGCGGGCGGAAGCGGCGGGGGCUCCUCCAGUGUCGGCGGGGGGUCAUCUUCGCAUUCCGAGGCUAGUUCGCGGGAGGUUGCUUCGUUGGGGUCGGCUUCGUCAGGAGGCGACCGGAUUUGGCAUGAUGCUGCUCUUUCUCUCCUUGAGGGCGGUGUCGUGGUUGAUGGUUUGGACGGGACACCGGCCGGUGGAUGGCCGACCAUUGGCGGAUACACUUGGGCCUCCCAUGACGUUGGUUCCUUCAAGUCUGAGAUCAAGACCAGGGGCGAGCUACUAGAGUGGGCCAACCAAACCUAUCUGGUCCGAGACGAAGAGGACGCCCGGCUGAUCCGUCUGGGGGUAUGCCGUCCCAACGAGUGGGUAUUCCACGGGAAGGGAUCUAGUAUCGAAGACUUCUUUUUUGUAUAUACAUACUUGUUCAAGCGGAUGCAUGUCCGGAUACCCUUCUCGCGGUUCCAGGCGGCCGUUCUUCGCCAGAUGAACGUUGCCCCUUGCCAGCUUUGCCAGCUGCAUCCGAACGGGUGGGCUUGCAUUCAAGCCUUCAUAGUCAUGUGUGCCGCAUUGGGCAUUAAGCCGACCCUACCUUUAUUCUUUCUUUAUUUCCAUGUCCGACCUCCUUCUAAGCACGGGUGGGUCUCGUUAACAUCCGUCCAAGAUUCUUGCCUCUUCAAGGCGUACUCUGAUUCUUUCAAGAAGUUUAAGACUAGCUUGUUCAAAGUAAUAAUAAAGGAAGCCGGCCGUAACCAAUUCCGCAAUGACGUUGGCGAGCCACUGUUCCCCUACUAUUGGACGGAGAAUCCGUCUCGAGUAUGUGCGGUUGCAGUUGAAGAUUUGACCCCUACGGACGUCGAGACCGUCAGAACCAUUGAUGAUUUGCCCCGCCGCCUUCACGCCCGUCCCCUAGUGCGCACCCCGAAUGUCCAAGUUCCUCCUCGGGUCAACGUGACCAUGGCCCAAAACGUUCCUCCGGAGAUUGUCAAUCUCGUGGCGACCGAGAUACCAGCUGCCCAAGCGAUUCCGGACGCUCAGGCUCUGCGUACCUCUUCCUCCAAAAGGAAGAGGAAAUCAAGAGUCUUCCUCCAAGAGGAGUCGGCGAGAGGGCAGUGACCCUCGGCCUUUGACCGGGGGGUUGCUCGAUCCCUCAUUCGGGGUGAGCGAUCACGUGGACUUCCGGAUGAGCUCUUCCCAAAGGGCGGUCGUGGAGCCCUUGUCUGAAAAGGAGCUGACUGAGGCAGCCCUUGAAUUCACUUCCCGAGGGGCCAUGUUGAUAUGGUACCUUCACCGCUUCGCCGAUCGUCGUGGAGCGGAAGACGUUCAGCACGAGCUGGCCGCAUCGAAGAAGGAAGUCGAGGACGUUCGGGCAUAACUAGCUGAGCUUACCAUUGAGCAUUCUAAGUGCCAGGAAGCCCAAGAGGCCCUGGUAAAAAAGUAUCAGGGUGCAUGUAUAGAGGUGGCCACCCUGACCAAGCAGCUUUCCGGCCUGCGGGUCAAAUAUACCUCGGAGACGGACGAGAACGAGCGCCUGAGGUCUGUUCUUCAGGAGACUGAAGGGAAGGUCACGGCACAGGAGGUGGAAUUGGCCAAGGUGUCUGGGGACAUGGAGAAGGCCCAGGCUACCAUCCGGCAGCUUAGCCACGAUGUCCAAAUCGAACAUGAAGAGGGAUUCACUAAGGCCCUUCGUCAGGUAGCCUACUUGAUGGGGACGGAUCCUCUGACGGUCAGUUUUGACAUCGCUCAGGACAUCUUCGAUGGUGAAAUGAGCCCGUUCCAAUGCCUGACGGUGUCGCUGAGGAGGAAGAAGAAGAAGAAGAAGAGGGAGGAGAAGAAGAAGAAGCUGUCGGUGGAGAAGAUGGGGAGGAUGCCGAGGAGGGCGUUGAUAAUGAUGGAGAUGCCGGUCUGAGGAUGAUGCACAUUUUCUGCAAGGAGUCCCAUGUGAUUUUAUCUUUAAAUUUAUGCAACAUAAAUCUUUGUAAACCCUUUUUACUCCACAACAAAUUUGAUGUCAGUUAAGGAGAAGCAUAGAAAUUUUUUCGAAUCAAUCGUUUUUUUUUCUUUCUUUCAAUUAUAGAUCAGUAUUUCAUGUCUGGGAUACUUCAUUAGAGACCAGAGAAAUACCUAGGAGAUAUUGCAACCUGGGAUAAAGCUGAAAGUUGUGUUAAAGAAGCUUUAGAUGAUUUUGCCAAGCCUUUGCAGGUUGGUUUGCAAGUUCCAUGAGAUUCAUCUGUGCUUUCAACCCAAUAGCCUCUGCAGAACUUUCAUCCAAGUUCCUGCAAUUCCAGAACAAAAACUGUUUCUUGUUUUCCGUUAAUUGUUCAUCAGCUGUUGAAGGAAACGAUACAGUCUUCAAUGAUUUGCAUUCAAUGGCUUUUAAAGUUUUAAGAGACGAUGGAAGGUUUGACAGAUUCUGAAGAGAUUUGCAUUUGCUGGCUUCUAGAGUUUGAAGGGACGGAGGAAGCUCUGAGUGUUCCUGUGCAAGCUGGGCAAACUCCUCCACUAUUGCAGUAUUUUGGAACACUUUUGACUAGGGGAAAGCUGAAUUCCUUUGAAUCAUUAGAAUUGUGAAGGUUGGUUGUGAACCAGAACAAGAAAAAUCUGUUGGAGAACUGGUUGGCAGAGGACAAGCUUGAAUGCAGCGAGGAACUAGGAGAUCUAAUAAGACUGUGGAUAAUGACCUUGCUCUAAAAAUAUAUAUCAAAGCCAGAGCUACACCAAAAGUUGUUGCUGCGUUUGCUGAGAGAAGGGAGUUUGACAAAAUUCUGAUAUAGUCUAAACAGGUUGGAUACACACCUGACUACCUCUUCCUUCUGCAAACAAUUCUCAGGACAGAUCCUCAGGGUGGUGUUAAUUUUGCAUUAAUAAUGUCUCAAAUGGAGGGAGGUUGCCCAGUUGAUUACAACACUAUAACUGAUCUCUUUCUUCAGAGAAAUCUGAUCCGAGAGGCAACCGCUUUUCUCCUCGAUGUUUUAAAACCGAAUCUACCAGAGCAUGAGUUCCUUCAGACAAAGAUAUGUUGUUGAGAGAAUGGAUGGUGAUCUGUGUGCCAAAGUUCUUGAUCCUGAUAAUGACUAAGAAGGCAACUUAUUGAUGAAGUUGUAUUCACUGCUUUGCCAGAAAGCUCAAGCCCUGACCAAGUUUCUGCAGCUGUUAAGGCUUUCAUGACAGUUGAUCUGCCUCACGAAGUGAUUGAACUUCUUGAGAAGAUUGUCCUUCAGAAUUCUGCAUUCAGUGGGAAUUUUAAUUUGCAGAAUCUUCUUAUUUUGACAGCGAUAAAGGCCGACCCGUCCAGAGUUAUGGAUUAUGUCAAUAGGUUGGAUAAUUUUGGUGGACCUGCAGUUGGAGAAAUGGCUGUAGAAGCUCAGUUAUAUGAGGAAGCAUUUGCCAUUUUUAAGAAGUUCAACUUGAAUGUUCAAGCAAUGAAUGUGUUGGUUUAUAAUAUUCAUAGCAUUGACCUAUUUGUAUAUACAAUAUGAUGAGUUUGAUAAUGCUGCAACUACCAUGAUGAACCAUUUUGCUGAAGCAUGGGAUCAUAUGCAAUUCAAAUAUUUUGUUGUUAAA
Vigna radiata var. radiata (mung bean) is the source of this 3814-nucleotide messenger RNA. RefSeq lists its product as uncharacterized. The coding region runs from base 230 to 1366 and encodes 378 amino acids. NCBI's taxonomy places the organism in Eukaryota, Viridiplantae, Streptophyta, Magnoliopsida, Fabales, Fabaceae. The record is from RefSeq and is a predicted model, not a curated record. The transcript is spliced from 8 exons.